Messenger RNA from Histoplasma mississippiense, 201 nucleotides. RefSeq lists its product with no specific name. The transcript has 5 exons. Lineage: Eukaryota; Fungi; Ascomycota; Eurotiomycetes; Onygenales; Ajellomycetaceae. The record is from RefSeq and is a predicted model, not a curated record. Gene Ontology annotation, biological process: mitochondrial electron transport, ubiquinol to cytochrome c. The coding region runs from base 1 to 201 and encodes 66 amino acids.
AUGGCAGGAAUUACUGGAAUGAUAUACAACUCCCUCUUCCGACGGAAUACUACGUUCCUGAGUUCGAUAUUCAUCGGAGCCUUCGCGUUCGAGAUGGCAUUCGACUCUAUCAGCAACCGGAUAUUUGAUUCUCUGAACAAGGGUAGACAAUGGAAGGAUAUCCGACACCAGUACAUCCAGAAGGCUGAGGAUGAAGAAUAA